Molecule: messenger RNA, 1322 nt
Organism: Colossoma macropomum (tambaqui)
Lineage: Eukaryota; Metazoa; Chordata; Actinopteri; Characiformes; Serrasalmidae
Gene: snf8
Product: SNF8 subunit of ESCRT-II
Exons: 8
Coding region: 359-1135 (258 amino acids)
Biological process (GO): protein transport to vacuole involved in ubiquitin-dependent protein catabolic process via the multivesicular body sorting pathway
Cellular component (GO): ESCRT II complex
Source: RefSeq, a predicted model, not a curated record
GUCCCCAAAGAAGAAGAAUCAUUCGCUUCAAUGCGGAAAAACAUCAGAGCGUCCAAAAGAGAAACACAUCGGUUUAAAAUACAACAGAAAGAAAGAAGUGACGUUCGUUUAUUUCUGUUUUUAUUCGUCUGCAGAGUUCGCUUAUAUAAUAUCACAGACGUUUAGUUCUCUUGUUUUUCCUCCACACUGCUGACAGUGUUUUUAUGCAGUGUGUUGAAGUUCAGUCUGUGUUUCUCCGGGUUUUCUCCAGAAUCUCGUCACUAAAUGUUAACUAACUAACUCAGGACUCCUCAGCGGACCCGAGUCUACAGUUCACUGAACUGUCACUAAUCCUGCUCACCCACAGCUGCGGAGCACAAUGCACAGGAGGGGAGUGGGAGCCGGAGCCAUCGCCAAGAAGAAACUGGCGGAGGCCAAGUACAAAGAAAGAGGAACAGUCCUGGCUGAGGAUCAGAUUGCACAGAUGUCUAAACAGUUGGAAACAUUCAAAACUCAUUUGGAGGAGUUUGCCAGCAAACACAAGCAAGAGAUUCGAAAGAAUUCACAGUUCAGGGUUCAGUUCCAGGAAAUGUGUGCCACGAUAGGAGUGGACCCACUAGCGUCUGGUAAAGGAUUCUGGUCAGAGAUGCUUGGAGUUGGAGAUUUCUAUUAUGAGCUUGGUGUACAGAUAAUUGAAGUCUGCCUUGCUCUAAAGCACAGAAAUGGCGGACUCAUUACACUGGAUGAACUUCAUCAGAGAGUGUUAAAGGGAAGAGGCAAGUUUGCUCAGGAUGUGAGCCAAGACGACUUGGUACGGGCCAUCAAAAAGCUCAAAGCGAUGGGGAAUGGUUUUGGAAUGAUUCCUGUUGGAGGCUCCUAUUUAGUUCAGUCUGUCCCAGCUGAGCUCAACAUGGAUCACACUGUUGUUCUUCAGCUGGCUGAGAAAAAGGGCUACGUAACAGUGAGUGAGAUCAGAGAUGGCCUCAAGUGGGAGAAAGAACGGGCAUGUCAUGUACUUGACCACCUGCUGAAAGAAGGUCUAGCAUGGCUGGAUUCUCAAGCUGCAGGUGAGCCGCAGUACUGGCUGCCAGCCCUGUUCUCAGAACUUUUGUCUCGUGAUGUCACACCUGAGGAGGCUAACCAGAUGACACCGUGACAAGAAGAAACAACUUUCUAUAAACUGAGCAAUCAGUCAAAGUAAUCAGCCAGGUUGAAUACUGUCCUUUCAAGUGCUGAAACCACAUCAUGUAAUGAGUGCUUCCUUGACGUGUGAUUGUGAAAGCUAACUGAAAGAAUAACUGUCUCGAAAUGGAUAAUAAAAGCAUUUAUUUUCUGUAGGAAUU